Messenger RNA from Trichoderma asperellum CBS 433.97, 785 nucleotides. NCBI's taxonomy places the organism in Eukaryota, Fungi, Ascomycota, Sordariomycetes, Hypocreales, Hypocreaceae. The record is from RefSeq and is a predicted model, not a curated record.
UCGACUCACCUCAUCGCGCUUGGAUUGCUUCUGUCUGCUUGCGCUGAGGCCGGCAGCACUGGAUUCAGCAGGCGGUUGCUGGUCUAGCACCGGUCGAGGGAUGCCGGAGCUCGCAACAGUAGAGCCAGCAUUGUUGUAUGGCGUGGUGCUCCGUGGCUGAUUCCGGCUCGGAUUGUUCCCUCGGGAGGCGUUUACCAUCGACAUGGCUGCGGUUGGCGACUCGCGGGCGUCGAGAAUGAACGUUCCAAAAUUUCGCCGUCGGGAGCAAGAAGGAAAAAAUCAAAGACGGAUUUCAAUUCUUCGAAAACCAGUUUUCGGAGUCAGCCAGAGGUUGCAGCCAAUGACAGCGGAGGAGGGAUUUUCAAGGGUGACGGAACGAAGUCGAAAGGUCGGUCACCAGAUAUUAAGCCCUGGCCAAGUCACCCCGGCACUUUUUCUUUUCUCGCCCACUGGGCCGACGAACGCUUCGGUUGGCGCGGCGGUUGCAUUGGCCCAGCGGGCAGCUUAUAGGCGGCUUAUAGGGCACCUGAGCAGUGAGCACCGCAGCCUGAAACCCGGAAACACCCAUCGUGGGCCGCUGGAGGGAGAAAAAAGCGCAAGCCGACCUAGCGCUGCAGGUGCUAAACAUCUAGCGGCCUUGGUUCAAGACCUUUGGCGGUAGGGCUCCAUUAAUUGAUGUGAUCCCAGCAGCAACUGCAAAUUUCGAAUGAGGGGCGCGUGAAGAGCGUAGAAAAUCGGUCCUGGGGCAGUUCUAGCAUGAAAAUAUGGACGAAAUGCUGAUGAGC